Aplysia californica (California sea hare) is the source of this 536-nucleotide messenger RNA. Its product is annotated as 60S ribosomal protein L24. The record is from RefSeq and is a predicted model, not a curated record. NCBI's taxonomy places the organism in Eukaryota, Metazoa, Mollusca, Gastropoda, Aplysiida, Aplysiidae. Gene Ontology annotation, biological process: cytoplasmic translation. Gene Ontology annotation, cellular component: cytosolic large ribosomal subunit. The transcript has 5 exons. Bases 42 to 506 code for a protein of 154 amino acids. Gene Ontology annotation, molecular function: mRNA binding; structural constituent of ribosome.
ACCGGCCCUCGUGUUGGUCUUUCUAACAUCCGGUCGUCAAGAUGAGGAUUGAACUGUGCUCCUACAGCGGGCUGAAAAUCUACCCUGGCCAUGGCAAAAGAAUGGUCAAGGCAGAUGGCCGGGUCUUCAACUUCCUGAGCCACAAGUGUGAGCGCUCACACACCAUGAAGCGCAACCCCAGAAAUAUCAACUGGACUGUGCUGUACAGAAGGAAGCACAAGAAGGGUCAGAUUGAGGAACAGGUGAAGAGGAGAACCAGGCGUACCCAAAAGUUCACUCGUGCCAUCACUGGUGCCACCCUCAGUGACAUCAUGGCCAAGAGGAACCAGAAGCCUGAAGUGCGUAAGGCACAGAGAGAGCAGGCCAUCAGAGCUUUCAAGGAAAAGCAGAAGUUGAAGGACGCCCAGAAAAAGGUCACCAAGCCUGCCGCCACCAAGCAGCCAUCCAGACAGAAGGCCUCCAAGAAUGUCCAGAAAGCAGCUCCUCGUGUUGGAGGAAAGCGAUGAUUUUGAUGACAAUAAAUGGUUAUAAAUAUU